AUGGCUGAAGUUACACCUGGAGGAAAGACCAAAAUGCCCAAAGUGGCAAAGGUUAAAAACAAAAUGCCUGCUCCAGUGCAGAUCACUGCUGAGCAACUGCUUCGAGAAGCCAAAGAAAGAGAAUUGGAAUUGGUGCCACCGGCAUUUGAAGACAAUAUCCGUAAGAACCGAACUGUUAUGUCAAACUGGAUAAAAUAUGCUCAGUGGGAAGAAACACAAAAGGAAAUUCAAAGAAACCGACAAAUCAAUCAUGCUCGUAAUAUAUGGGACCGAGCUGUUUCCAUCUUGCCUCGAGCCAAUCAGUUUUGGUACAAGUAUACCUAUAUGGAAGAGAUGUUGGGGAAUGUUGCUGUCCAUGCCCUCUUCUAUCCACAGUGUCUCCAUUUUCAAGUUUGGAUUUUCUUUUCUUGCAUGCUCUCUCUCUCUUUUUUCUUAAGUGCACGGCGGGUAUAUGAACGUGCAGUUGAGUUUUUUGGUCAAGACAAUAUUGAUGAAACACUUUUGAUUGCUUUUGCCAAGUUUGAAGAAGGACAAAGAGAGGAAGUGAAAGCCAAUCCAAUGAACUAUGAUGCUUGGUUUGAUUACCUUCGAUUAUUAGAAGCUGAUGGAGAUGUAGAACAAAUACGAGAAGUUUAUGAGAGAGCUAUAGCCAACCUUCCUCCAUCUCAGUAUGCAGAGUUAGAAGCCAUUCUUGGAGAUAAAGAACGAGCUCGAGGUAUCUAUGAACUGGCCAUAAAUCAACCUAAAUUGGAUAUGCCCGAAGUGUUAUGGAAAUCUUAUAUAGACUAUGAAUUUGAGCAAGAGGAGUAUGCUCGUACUCGGAAUUUAUACAGACGUUUGUUGCAGAGAACACAACAUGUUAAGAAAGAGGUUGGUGAUGAAGCGUCAGAACGAAUGGUAAUGAAGUUAAUGCCACAGAAGAUUAAAAAGAGACGAAAGAUCCAUACAGAGGAUGGGUCGGAUGCUGGUUGGGAGGAAUAUUUUGAUUACAUCUUUCCAGAUGAGGAAUCUGCUCAGCCCAAUCUGAAACUGCUGGCAAUGGCCAAGAAGUGGAAGCAGAUGCAAGAAACCAAAAAAGACAAUGAUGAUCGGACGCUUCGUUCCAAUCUCUUCCGUCACUUUCUUCCGUCACAACGCUCGCCCGUCUACCACUACCGUCUGCUUUUUCCGUCUUUUUCUUCGUCCGACUCAACAUUCGCCCGUCUUUCUCCCGUCUCAACGCUCGCCCGUCUGCUCUCUUCCGUCUCUCUCUUCCGUCUCAACGCUAACCCGUUUGCACGCUCGCCCGGGCCAACUCUCUCUGCUCUCUUCAAGAAAUUUCUCCCUAAUAAAGAUAUUGCAGAUUUUAUUGAAGAUUUUAUCUAUCUAUCUAUCUAUCUAUCUAUCUAUCUAUCUAUACAUGCUUAUGCGCGCUAG
This is a messenger RNA of Acanthosepion pharaonis, 1416 nucleotides long. The record is from the annotation of a GenBank genome assembly. NCBI's taxonomy places the organism in Eukaryota, Metazoa, Mollusca, Cephalopoda, Sepiida, Sepiidae.